Molecule: messenger RNA, 911 nt
Organism: Zophobas morio
Lineage: Eukaryota; Metazoa; Arthropoda; Insecta; Coleoptera; Tenebrionidae
Product: ubiquitin-conjugating enzyme E2 H-like
Exons: 2
Coding region: 342-878 (178 amino acids)
Biological process (GO): ubiquitin-dependent protein catabolic process; protein polyubiquitination
Cellular component (GO): nucleus
Molecular function (GO): ubiquitin conjugating enzyme activity
Source: RefSeq, a predicted model, not a curated record
GAAUAAUUAGAACAAUAACUUAUUGCACUACAAACGGUGCUCUAGUUUUAAGCCAAUUUAAGUUUCUCAUCAAACUUUAAACGUUCUACUCUUCGUCUAUUUAACUACGAGAGUCCUUAUCACGUAAAACUUCAUAAGUAAAACCUUUCCCAGAAACGAAGCUGAAACACUGAAGACAUAACGAGGAAGUUUAAUUCCCUUUUUCGUCUACUAUCUAUUAAUAGAAACACGUCUCAGAAUCCAGCGAACCGCCUUCGCUCCGUAACCCCGGCAACUACAAACGUCACUUCACCAACAUCGAAAAUUGUCAAUUCAAUAACCACGUCAGCACUGCUUCAAAGAUGAGCCUCACCACAUCCAACCACCGCAUCAAAAUCGACGUAAUGAGACUGAUCUCCAGCAAGUUCGACGUCUCCACCUUCGACAAUUACCGCCACUUGGUCGUGAAGUUCCACGGGCCCGCCGACACCCCCUACGAGGGCGGCGUGUGGAGGGUGAGGGUAAUUCUCCCAGAGAACUACCCCUUCAAGUCGCCCAGCAUCGGCUUCGACACGCAGAUUUUCCACCCCAACGUGGACCAGACCUCGGGGACGGUGUGUCUGGACGUGCUCAACCAGAAGUGGACGGCGUUGUACGACCUGGUGCUCAUCUUCGACACGUUCCUGCCGCAGUUAUUGAAGCACCCGAACCCCGACGACCCGCUGAACCAGUGCGCGGCGCUGGUGCUGACGAGGACGCCGGAGAGGUACAAGUACGUGGUGGAGAAGCACGUGCAGGAGUUCGCCAACCCGGAGAAGAUCAGGAGGUGGGAGGGAAUCCCGGAGGAGGUCGAGCAGGAGGAGAGUGUGUCCGAACUCUCGGAUAACGAGGUCGGGUGAAAACGUGAAGCAACAAUAAAACAUCUAAUGAAA